AUGUCUGAUUUAGAUUUUUCACAGAUCACAUGUGAGUUGGCUAACCCACCGGAUCAGGAACUCUCUAUCGAGGACCCUCCCGAUCCUCUCGACCUGACGUCGGUAUUGAUUCAGCAACAAACUCGCAUUAGCAGGCUGUGGAAAGCCCUGCUGGAUGUCACGCAGAUGUGUGUCCUUUUGCUCGAUAAGGACGAGUCUGCUAAUCACCAGCCCCAUGGAGUCCAGCAGGCGUCACAUAUGGAGCUUCAACCUGACUGUGUAGGCUAUCGAGCACGUAGAUGCGAAGACGGUGCCACACCGAAGCUGCUAGAAGCAGACGAGCUGGAGUAUGUCUUGCCACAGUGGCUGAGAGAGCCGAAAUGUAGAGCGUCCAUCGCGGCUUCGAUUAAACGACACCUUGGUGAGGCCACUCAAACGAGUUCUUCUGCAAUCUUGGAGUUUCCUCAUAAUCCAACACGCUGUCCUGAACCGCCCUCUCCCUGUAGUACCUCUGUCAAAGUUAAGCCGAUAAUUAUGGUCGAUGUGACUUCCAUGUUUUCAUGCAUCAGAGGAAGUCCGGAUGAUCUCCCUUCAUCAAGAUCAGGGCGUCGCAUGAAGGAUGCAUCGAUUCAAGUGGAGUUAAGCAGUGUGGCGGAUCGACCAGCAUUUUCUCCCUCAUUUCCCCCGGAAGAGGUGGCAAUGGGUCAUCGUUUUCUGGCAUCACAGAAUGAACAACGCGAGUUCCUUAAACCAUCAUGGAAUGCGGCUCUAGAGAAAGUAGUGUCUGAAAAGAGCGAGGUGGAACGGCUCGAGAUCGAGCGAUCCCGCGCAUUAAACCAGUGUGAGGAGCUUCGUUAUCAGUUAGAUCAGGCUCAGCAUGCAUUGUUGGAACAAAAACACCGACAAGAGCGCGAGGCCAACCGGGUGAAGGAGGAGCUCCAUCGUCUUCGUGUUUUGAUGCGCUUCUCAGAACUAAAAAAGGAUAGUGAUCGUUUACCCGAUGUCCUUGCUAAUCUACAGGAGGCUACGCAGCAGCAGGCGAGCCUCGAGCGGCAGAAUGCAAGACUUCGCGUGAGGCAGCAGGGUUUGCAGCGGUGUGUAGAGAUGACUCAUGCUUGGACUAGAAAGGCUAUUUUAGCUGCUGAGACUGGUAGUCACCACAAUGAGCACACGACGUACUGGGCGCGAUUGGGACCUAAUAUUGUCUCUCGCAUCCACGAGCUCUGCGGAGAGGCACUAGAAGGGAAAGAGUCCCAUGCAGAAGGGGAUGACCGUAACCUACAUGCCGCAGUGCUUUCUGGUGCUGGUCAUGCGCGAAGGGUAAGUCGCUCUGUUCUGGAUGCCCGGGGUGUGUCCAUGUUUUUAGCGCCACCCAAGGACGCCGCUACCGAAUCUAUAAGUAAGUCCGAGGGCGAUGCCAUUCCUGUGAAAAAGGCUUCGGCUGUUGCUGUGAUUCGAGGAACAAAAACUCGACCCGAAUUGGUGCGAUCACGACCUUGUAGCUCGAUCCCAAGAUUAAGAGGCAGCACAAGAUCCCAGAGCGCUUGUAUGAGAUGGUAG
Messenger RNA from Phytomonas sp. EM1, 1539 nucleotides. The record is from the annotation of a GenBank genome assembly. Lineage: Eukaryota; Euglenozoa; Kinetoplastea; Trypanosomatida; Trypanosomatidae.